AUGUCGACGUCCGCGAUCACCAAGUUGCCGCCUGUGGUGCGCAGCCCGACAACGCUGCAGUACCUCGAGUACCUAGGCAACAGAUCACACGACCCAUACUUUAAACCCAGGUUUGCUUUCAAAAGCGAAGACCGCAAGCAUACUUUCAGCUCACCCAUGAUCCGCUAUACGGAUCCCCUGAUGCCCCCAUAUCCCUACGGCAAGAAUCACGCAUUCAAAGAAGCGAACUUUGGUCUCUACGGUGGGGCCACACUCCAGUCGGGGAACAAGAUCUCCAAGGGGAGGAAUAAGGGUAAAACGUUGCGAAAGUGGUUUCCCAAUGUGAGGAUCGAGACACUGAGGAGUGAAGCUCUGGAUAAAGAACUCAAAAUCCCGGUCACGGCUCGUGUGCGGAGGACGAUACAGAAAUGCGGCGGACUGGACGAAUAUGUCACUGGAACGAAACCAGCGCGGAUAAAAGAGUUGGGUCUGCUGGGUUGGAAGCUCCGAUGGCUUGUGAUGACAUCCCCGAAAUGGCAAGAGAAGUUUGCGAAACAACGAAAGGAACACAAGUUGCCGAAUGAGUUUUCUCCAUCUGGGUCGUUUGAGGCUGCUUGGAACGAUGAAAGUCAGAGAGCCAAAUUCAUCGAGCAACAAGAUGCAGCAUGGGAGGACCUCCGUGAAGCAGCUGCAAGAUUCGAGAGACAUGUGCAGAAGCAUUGGAUUGAAAAUGGCGAAAAGGAAGCAUACCACGUCCCCAAACUGGAGACAUUGAUAAGACGCAGUCCAAGUGAAUUGGAUCUGCCGGUACGCCUGGCAAGAGAUCGAACCCGUUCUAACGUCACGGCUGCCAUGAAAGUCAACCUCGUUGUGCAAACCAAGAUUCAGCAAGAGAAAGCAACCAUCGAUGUUGAAUAG
This is a messenger RNA of Capronia epimyces CBS 606.96, 897 nucleotides long. RefSeq lists its product as uncharacterized. The record is from RefSeq and is a predicted model, not a curated record. NCBI's taxonomy places the organism in Eukaryota, Fungi, Ascomycota, Eurotiomycetes, Chaetothyriales, Herpotrichiellaceae. Gene Ontology annotation, molecular function: structural constituent of ribosome. The transcript has a single exon. Gene Ontology annotation, cellular component: mitochondrial large ribosomal subunit. The coding region runs from base 1 to 897 and encodes 298 amino acids.